Messenger RNA from Vicia faba (fava bean), 1791 nucleotides. Lineage: Eukaryota; Viridiplantae; Streptophyta; Magnoliopsida; Fabales; Fabaceae. The record is from the annotation of a GenBank genome assembly.
AUGGGUAGCAAUAGAACCAUUGUUUGGUUUAGGAGGGAUCUUAGAAUUGAGGACAAUCCAGCACUAGCUGCUGCUGCUAGGGAUGGUUCUGUGUUUCCUGUGUUUAUAUGGUGUCCUGAAGAAGAUGGUCAAUUUUAUCCGGGACGGGUUUCGAGGUGGUGGCUGAAGCAAUCUCUUGUUCAUUUGGAUCAGUCACUGAAAUCUCUUGGAGCUAGACUUGUGUUGAUUAAAACUGAUAGUACUCUUAAAGCUCUUUUGGAGUGUAUAAAUGCUAUUCAAGCUACAAAAGUAGUGUUUAACCAUCUCUAUGAUCCUGUUUCACUUGUUCGUGACCACAACAUCAAAGAAAAGUUAGUUGAACUCGGCGUGUCGGUGAAAAGUUAUAAUGGGGAUCUGUUGUAUGAGCCUUGGGAGUUAUAUGAUGAGAAGGGACAUGCUUUUACAACCUUUGAUCCUUUUUGGCAAAGAUGCUUGCACAAGCAAAUGGAACCUGUUUCAUUUAUUCCUCCGUGGCAAUUAAUUCCAGCGAAAGGAAAAGUAGAAAGAUGUUCAGUAGAGGACCUAGGUCUUGAAAACGAAUUAGAAAAACCAAGCAACGCGUUACUGGGACGAGCAUGGUCUCCAGGUUGGGGCAGUGCUAACAAAGCUUUAACAGAAUUUAUGGAUAAGCAACUUCUUAACUACUCCAAGAAUAGGCAAAAGGUUGGUGGAGACUCGACCUCACUCUUGUCCCCAUAUCUUCACUUUGGAGAGUUGAGCGUGAGGAAAGUUUUUCAAGUGGCACGUGUGAAGCAGAUAUCGUGGGGAAAUGAAGGCAACAGUGUUGGCAAUGAAAGUGUAACUCUUUUCCUCAGGGCAAUUGGUCUUAGAGAGUAUUCACGCUAUCUUUGUUUCAAUUUUCCGUUCACUCAUGAGAGAGCACUUCUUGGUCACUUAAGUUUUUUCCCUUGGAACGCUGAUCCUUCUAACUUUAAGACUUGGAGACAAGGUAGGACCGGAUAUCCUUUAGUUGAUGCAGGAAUGAGAGAACUUUGGGCUACAGGAUGGAUGCAUAACCGAAUAAGAGUAAUAGUUUCCAGUUUCGCUGUGAAAAUGUUGCUUCUGCCUUGGAAAUGGGGAAUGAAGUAUUUUUGGGACACACUUCUGGAUGCAGACCUUGAAUGUGAUAUACUCGGGUGGCAGUAUAUCUCAGGAUGCUUACCAGAUGGUCACGAGCUCGAGCGCUUGGAUGAUCCCGAGAUUUUAGGAGCUAAAUUCGAUCCAGAAGGAGAAUAUGUAAGGCAAUGGCUACCUGAGUUAGCAAGAAUGCCAACCGAGUGGAUCCAUCAUCCUUGGAAUGCACCGCUUAGUGUGCUUAGAGCAUCAGGAGUUGAAUUAGGUCAAAACUAUCCAAGUCCGAUAAUCGAUAUAGAUCUAGCCCGAGAAAAACUCACUCAAGCCAUAUUCAAGAUGUGGGAAAUCCAAGCAGCAUCGAAAGCUUCUGGCUCCGAAGCAAGGGAUGAAGUUGUCGUCGACAACGAAAAUCAAGACAUUCCGAAAGUUAUCCUCAAGGACAAGGGUCCAUGUGUUACUAUUUCAGCUAAUGAUCAGAAGGUGCCAGCACUUCCGGAUCCUAAGAAUGAAAUUCCUAUUAGAAAGAGAAAAAAAGGUGCGGAAGAGAAGGGAAAGGAGCAGGAAAGUUCGGUAAAUAAUGAGAAAGAUAGUAAGUGUUCUUCAUCUUCAAAUCUAAAAUGGCCAUGGCAAGAACAGAUUGACAUGGAGCAAAGUUCAGGGAAAGAUGGGGCAACAUGA